AGCCCCCCUUUCAACCACCCACAAAACACCUUGCAGUACCCCCCAAAAGCUUCCAUACACACGGAGAAAGAAAAAGGAUCGAAUGAUGCGUCGUAGCCAGACUCUCCUGCGCGUCAGCGCUUUCUCCCUUUACAUGCAGGACCUCGGCAAAACUGGUACGCUGAAGGGCGACCGAAAGGCCACCAAAACGUCCGCCAAGUUGUACCGUCAGCUUUCUACGCCGGAGAAGACGGCGCUGGCGAAGCGGGCGAAGCGCAUUUCCUACCCGGCCCUCGACGCGUACAACCGCUUUCAGAAGGAGUACGCUCACCGUUUUCUGCACCUGUCCAACAGGAAGCGCCAACGUGAGGUGGCGAAUCUGUGGGCGGAGCUGAAGAAGAACGGCACGGUGAAGGUGCCGAAGAGUCCGAAGAGCGCAAGCAGCAAGGUCAAGAAGGCCGCAAAAGAAGUGGAGAAACCAAAGAAGGUGCUGAAGGCUAAGAAGGCGCACAAGUAA
Leptomonas pyrrhocoris is the source of this 496-nucleotide messenger RNA. RefSeq names its product putative mitochondrial Kinetoplast DNA-associated protein. Bases 83 to 496 code for a protein of 137 amino acids. NCBI's taxonomy places the organism in Eukaryota, Euglenozoa, Kinetoplastea, Trypanosomatida, Trypanosomatidae. The transcript has a single exon. The record is from RefSeq and is a predicted model, not a curated record.